GAAUUUUAGUUUUUCUUUGUUAAGUUUUACAUUUUAUAUUUCUCUAUGAUAUCAAGUUUGCUAUUUCGACAUUGCAAGCGUGUACUCCUGCUAACACGUCAAAGAAGAAUGUCUGUGGAAGCAAUGGCUUCAUCUGGCAAGGGGGAAGGGAAGCAAGGGAAGAAGAAAAAGGACAAAAAAGGAGGAGGAGGAGGAGGAGGAGGGGCUCAACAACAUGAGCUGAAUCCAUGGCCAGAAUACAUUCAGAAUAGAAUUGAUCUGUUUGAUAGACUAAAGGCUGAAGCUGAUGCUCAAUUUGCAGCCAAGGUCCCAGCACCAAUCAAAGUCACAUUACCUGAUGGUAAGGUGGUUGAUGGUCAGUCAUGGCGUACUACUCCAUAUGAAAUAGCUCAAUCUAUUAGCCAAGGACUUGCAGACAAUGCAGUGAUUGCCAAGGUGAAUGGUGUGCUAUGGGAUCUUGAUAGACCGUUUGAAGAAGACAGCAAGCUUGAGCUUCAUAAGUUUGAUAGCGAAGAAGGACAACAGGUGUUCUGGCAUUCCAGUGCUCAUGUGUUGGGUGAAGCUAUGGAAAGAAAGUAUGGAGGAUGUCUAUGUUACGGGCCUCCCAUUGAGAAUGGAUUCUACUACGAUUCAUUCCUUGAUGGACAGCAAGUAUCAAGCAAUGAUUUUGAUAGCAUCAACCAGAUUGUAAAAUCUAUUCAGAAAGACAAGCAGCCUUUUGUUAGACUUGAGAUGACCAAGGAAGACCUGCUCAAGAUGUUUGAAUAUAAUGAAUUCAAGAGACGUAUCAUCUCAGAACGUGUUCAAACUCGCACUACCACAGUGUAUAGGUGUGGGCCUUUAAUUGAUCUGUGUCGUGGUCCUCAUGUUAGGCAUACUGGAAAAGUGAAAGCCUUUGAUGUUGUCAAGACUUCUUCCACAUAUUGGGAAGGUAAGGCUGAUAAGGAGAGUUUACAGAGGAUCUAUGGUAUUUCAUUCCCUGAUAAUAAACAGCUGAAGGAAUGGAAACACUUUCAAGCAGAAGCUGCCAAGAGAGACCAUAGGAAGAUUGGCAGGGAACAAGAGUUGUUUUUCUUCCAUGAGCUGAGUCCCGGCAGUUGUUUCUUCCAACCCAAAGGAGCAUUCAUCUACAACACACUGAUUGACUUUAUCAGGUCUGAAUACAAGAAGCGUGGAUUCCAGGAAGUAGUUUCACCAAACAUCUACAACAGUAAGCUGUGGAUAACAUCAGGUCACUGGCAGCAUUAUGAUGAUAACAUGUUUCAGUUUGAUGUUGAGAAGGAGAGGUAUGCUCUCAAGCCUAUGAACUGCCCUGGUCAUUGUUUGAUCUUUGACACUCGUCCACGUUCUUGGAGAGAGUUGCCUCUGAGAAUGGCUGACUUUGGUGUGCUACAUCGUAAUGAACUAUCUGGCGCCCUCAGUGGUCUGACCAGAGUAAGACGUUUCCAGCAGGAUGAUGCUCAUAUUUUCUGCCCUCAAGAUCAGAUUGAGCAAGAGAUUGCUGGAUGUCUAGAUUUCUUGUCAUCUGUAUACAGUGUGUUUGGCUUCACUUACAAACUAGCCUUGUCUACUCGACCUGAGAAAUAUCUUGGAGAGAUUGAAGUCUGGGACAGUGCUGAGAAGCAACUUGAGAAUAGUUUGAAUAAAUUUGGAGCUGAAUGGAGAAUAAACCCUGCUGAUGGAGCCUUCUAUGGACCAAAGAUUGACAUCACGAUUCAGGAUGCUCUUCGUCGUUCUCAUCAAUGUGCAACUAUCCAGCUUGACUUUCAGCUUCCUAUUAGAUUCAAUCUCAAGUAUUCAGCUGCUGAUGGAACCGAGAAGAGGCCUGUUAUCAUUCAUAGAGCUAUCCUAGGAUCAGUAGAACGUAUGAUUGCUAUCCUCACUGAGAACUAUGGAGGAAAAUGGCCAUUCUGGUUAUCACCUCGUCAGUGUAUUGUAAUUCCCGUCGGUCCUGCUUUCAAUGACUAUGCUGUAUCAGUCAAGGAUAAACUUCAUCAAGAAGGAUUCUGUUGUGAGGUAGAUACUGAUGCAGGAGAUACCAUGAACAAGAAGAUACGCAACGGUCAACUUGCUCAGUUCAACUUCAUCCUCGUUGUUGGUGAGAAGGAGAAGACGAACGGAACAGCCAAUGUGCGUACCAGGGAUAAUCAGGUCCAUGGUGAGAAGUCUAUAGAUGAUAUCAUCAAGAGAUUUAGUCAUCUCAAGGAAACCAAGAGUCCUAACAGUGAAGAACCAUUCUAAAGACACCUGUCUAUUCAUACCUACGGUAGACUCACAUCAUGCCGCCAAUGAGUAAUUGAGAGCCGAUUGUUUCGGAGACGGAUCCAGCUGGGUUAGAUGCAGUAACAUUAUGUCCGUCAUAUUGUUUGUAUCAACAAUGCCAUCUAGAGUUUGUAUCUAUGUAAUACUUAA
Molecule: messenger RNA, 2412 nt
Organism: Lytechinus variegatus (green sea urchin)
Lineage: Eukaryota; Metazoa; Echinodermata; Echinoidea; Temnopleuroida; Toxopneustidae
Product: threonine--tRNA ligase 1, cytoplasmic-like
Exons: 19
Coding region: 46-2241 (731 amino acids)
Biological process (GO): threonyl-tRNA aminoacylation
Cellular component (GO): cytoplasm
Molecular function (GO): ATP binding; threonine-tRNA ligase activity
Source: RefSeq, a predicted model, not a curated record